AUGCAUCCGCGCUAUAGCCCUGGACCGCCGCACCAGCAGCAGCAGCAACAAAUGGGCGGAGGAGGACCCCACCAACAGCAGGGUGGUGGAGGAGGCGGAGGUGGUGGGGGUCAUAUGAGAGGUGGAGGACCCUCAAACUCCCAGCAAUUGCCACCACAGAUGCCACGAUCACAGAAUUAUUCGAACGGGAGCUCGUCCAGUGCCGCUGCCGCUGCCGCCGCCGCUGCCGCAUCGUCAACACAGCAGCGCAGCGCUUUUCCCGGCGCACCGUUAACCGCCUCAGCCGUUGCACUCAAAGGCUCAUUGCCACAGCGUCCACCGGCCAUGACGAGCCCAGCCGCUGCUGCUGCCGGCGCUGCUUUAGCCGCCGGCGCCCCUUAUCGCGGUGCCACCAGCUGGACCCCACAGGGCUAUGCUCCGGCCGCUGCCGCCGCCGCUGCUGCCGUGGCCCAGCAGGCCGCCUAUCGCUACACGGCGCCGCUCCCCCAGCCGGCCUAUGCCGCCUAUACGCCGCACACGGCCACCACACCGGCCACAACCACGGUAAGUCAUCUUUACAACCCCAUGGAAUUGCACUUUUGGUACGGUCAGCGUGUGCCAACGGCAGCCUCACCGAGCAACACCAACUCGAGCAGCUCCUCGAACACCGGCUCCCAGAGCGGCACACUGAGCACCAGCCUGAGCAACACGACAAAUACCAACACGAACAUGGGUCCCAACGGCACCGUUCAGAACCAGAACCAGCAGGGCGGCGAGCAGUUGUCAAAGACAAAUCUCUAUAUACGCGGACUGCAGCAAGGCACAACCGACAAGGAUCUAGUUAAUAUGUGUGCACAAUAUGGAACCAUUAUAUCAACCAAGGCGAUUUUAGAUAAAACAACAAACAAAUGUAAAGGUUACGGCUUCGUCGACUUCGAGCAGCCAGCCUUCGCCGAGUGCGCCGUCAAGGGACUGCAGGGGAAGGGCGUGCAAGCUCAGAUGGCCAAACAACAGGAACAGGAUCCCACAAAUUUGUAUAUUGCAAAUUUGCCGCCCCACUUCAAAGAAACUGAUCUGGAGUCAAUGCUAUCGAAAUACGGACAAGUUGUUUCGACCAGAAUAUUGCGUGAUCAGCAAAUGAACUCAAAGGGCGUUGGCUUUGCCCGCAUGGAGAGUCGCGAGAAGUGCGAGCAAAUUAUUCAGAUGUUCAAUGGUAACACAAUACCGGGUGCCAAAGAUCCACUAUUGGUGAAGUUCGCCGAUGGCGGACCCAAAAAGAAGAAUCUCUUCAAGACCCCCGAUCCGAAUGCCCGUGCGUGGCGCGAUGUCUCCGCCGAGGGCAUACCCGUCACCUAUGACCCGAGCAUGCAGCAGAACGGUGUCAGCGUCAAUGUGGGCACACCCAUUGGUGUGCCGUACUCGCGAUUUGGUGCCCCCCAGGUGGGUGGCUAUCCAGUGGCUGGGUCCCAGUGGAUACCCGGCUAUAUGAUGACCCAGCCGAUCACUCAGGUAGAUGAUCAGGUGAGUAACUGAAUGGGUUUUCAAUGGAAUCGGUCCUGUAUAGUUAAUCUCUCUUUCUCGUAGUACAUGCAAAUGGCUGCCGCUCCGCAGUUGGGCGUCACCUCAUACAAACCGGAGGCUGUCAAUCAGGUGCAACCCCGCGGCAUUUCGAUGAUGGUCAGUGGCGACACGGCCGUGCCAUAUGGAACGAUGAUGCCACAGUUGGCCACCCUGCAGAUUGGCAACUCUUAUAUUAGUCCAACUUAUCCAUAUUAUGCACCACCAACUAUUAUACCAACAAUGCCAAUGACAGAUUCCGAACAGGCUAGCACAGCUGCAUCACCCGACGAGGCAUACACACAGUAUCCACAUCAAGCCGCUCCCAAAUAGGUCUUCGCGAGUAUAGUUACUAAGCAGUCUAAUCACUGGUAAUCCAUACUAGCUAUAAUCUACUAGUACCCCAUUUGAGUACUACAUAAAUUGGACGAGUGAGAGAGCAUGCCCCAGAGCAAUAGGAGGAGGAACAUCAAACACUACAACAACAGAAGCAGCAACAGAUCGGAUAUAGAAGAUAACCACCACAUGAACAACAGACAGAUCGAACAUCCAGAAGCAGAUAAAUCAGACAACCAACAACAAAACAAUGCAGUUCACUAAAAUAAAUGUUUAAAAAGAGAUACAGAAAACAUUAGAGAAACCGAAAGCGAAAGCUAAGAAAAAGAAAAUUAUGUAUAAAUAAGUGAGGUUUAGGAGGAUGAAGUUUAGGAGAUACAUGAAUUGAGAUACAUGUAAGCCAGGAGAGAAGAAUGUGCAUAGAGUGCAUAAAGAGAGAGAGAAGAGGGCAAAGCAAAGCAGAGCAAAGCAACGCUUCCAUGCAUAAAGAAAAAGAAAGAAGCGAGUAAAAAGUGAAGGAAAGCAAAGACUAAACUUAAAUAAUAGAAAAUAGUUAUACACUAAAUAAAUAACAGCAAAGAUCCGCAGAGAACAGCAAAGGAAACAGCAAAGUUGCUUAACAACAGAGAAAAUUAAAGAGAACAACAAACUAGAGGCAGUCGAAAAUAUUUACAAAAAGAGAACUGCUACAAAAAAAAAAUCGAUGUAAGAAAGGAGAGGAAUGAAAAGAAGAGGAGAAUAUAGGAGAAGAAGUCAAACGGGGGCAAAGUAAUGGAUAGCUUGAGAAACAUCUGCAAGAAAAUCCAAAAGCAGAUUCUAGUUAAGGUCUAGUUUCGUUAAGUGAAAGAGAAAGAUUUCAAAUUGCAUGGGGAUCGAUACCCCGGGAGAGGAUCCGAUCGACGAAAAUGUUAAAAUAGAAAAAGAAAGAAUACAAAAAAUAUAUAAACAUAUUUUGCUAAUUUUGAGCUAGCAAAAAAAACCUAAGCAGAGAGAAAUUUGUGAAAUGAAAUGAUGGAAAGAGGAAGCAACCGAAACCCAAAACAAAACAAAACAAAAAAUAAAUGUGUGUGCAAUGUAUGUUAAAGAAAAUUAAAAGUAAACGAAGAAACAGAAAAUAAUAAAAAGAAAACCCCAAAAGCAGUUUGUUCAUCAGAACAAACAAGAUCAGAACAACAAAAAAGAAACCCUAAAUCUUAAGUCGAACUGCAGAAAAUCUAGAGAAAAAACUAAGCAAGCAAAAGCAAAAGAUGGGAAAACUUUUUACCUUAGAGGCAACAUUUUGAUUGUUUUUGUGGCCUGCUACAAGGAAAAGUGUAGGAGAAGGAGAUCCCCUACAUUAAAUGUUUUGUUCUGUUUGUCUAAUUUGUAAUAUUUAUUUUGUAUUUUGUUGAGCAGUGUUGAACAGCACAAAGCAGAAGCAGAAGAAGAGAAAGCAGAAAGAGAAAUAUAAGAAGCAGUUAGCGUAGUUAGCGACAAAAGCAUGGUAAGAUCAGAUCUUUUGUUUCUUUUUACCUAUUUCCCCACAAAUGAAAAUGCAAUUGUAUAAAGCAAAGAUCCAAAAACAAAAGAAAGCAAAACGAAAAUAACUUUAAAAUGAAAAAAAAAAAAUGUCUAUCUCCCUUUUUGACAUUCAUUUUGUGCUAUCCAAGCAGUCAAAGAAGAAGACGAAACAUAAGUUUAACGUUUAAAAACAAAAGAGAGGAUGAAAAAAGAGUCCCCCCAAGUGGGGCGAAAACUAGACUUAAGACUUAGCAAAAAAACAAAAAGUAAAACUAAAAAAAAACUAAAAGAAUAUAAGAAACUUGCAGUAAGCAGAAGAUUCAGUAGCUCUAGAGAUCUAAAAACAAUUGAGAAUAAGCGAAAACGAAAGAAAACGAUAAAGAAAGAGUGGAAGUAGAUGUAAAAGUAGAAGUGGAAGUGAAAGUGAAAGUAAGAAAGUAAAGAGUGGAGGAGGAAGAGAUAAAUCUUGUACUAGUUUUUAGCAUAUUUUUUGUGCUCAUCAGUCGAUUUAAUGAAUGAAUUUUUUGUAGCUGUCUACAGUUUUUUACGUUUAACUGUUUUUUAGACAUAUUACUGAAGGUAAAAACCAAGUUAGGUAUAGUAUAUUUUUCUGCAGAAUGCAAGAGAAGAGAAUGGAAGGAAAUGAUGGCAAAGGAGAUAAAUGGAUGAUUAGCAAGGAAACCAAGAGGCAAACACUUUAUAAAAGGGAAUAGCAAAACCAACCAACAGAACACACAAAAAUUAGCAAAAAACAAAACACGGAAAAUAAAUUUGAAAUUGUAGAACUGUAGUUUAGAUUUGAGAAAGAGAAGGAGAAGUAAGGAAAGGCGGAAGAUAGAACGAUGAGAGAAUGAUCGAGUUGGGUUUUUUUGAAGAGUUAGCCAGAGUUAGGAUCAACAACCGAAAGAGAAGCAGAACAGAUAUAAAAAAAAAAGAUUAAUGUUUACAGAAGAAAAAAACAGGAAGGAGAAGCAGCAGUAAGAAAGAAGAACUACGUUUAGUGAAACUUAGUUAAUAAGCGAGGAUUUCUUUAGUCUUGUAAGCGUCUCUUAAGUAGAUUUUGGAGAAUGUAGAAUGGAGAUUGGAAAGUGGAGGAGCAAGUUUUGAAUUUAAAUUGAACACUUUUUUUAGAGCCUAGCCUAUAUUUAUUUUCUUGAAACACCAACAUAUGGACACAGACACACUAACACACAUACACAUAAACGCAGACGCUGACGCAGACAGACAUCCAUUGUAUUUGUGAUUUUUUCGAUUU
Molecule: messenger RNA, 4627 nt
Organism: Drosophila subobscura
Lineage: Eukaryota; Metazoa; Arthropoda; Insecta; Diptera; Drosophilidae
Gene: shep
Product: protein alan shepard
Exons: 11
Cellular component (GO): cytosol; ribonucleoprotein complex
Molecular function (GO): mRNA binding
Source: RefSeq, a predicted model, not a curated record